This is a messenger RNA of Fusarium mangiferae, 900 nucleotides long. RefSeq lists its product as uncharacterized. The record is from RefSeq and is a predicted model, not a curated record. The transcript has a single exon. Bases 1 to 900 code for a protein of 299 amino acids. NCBI's taxonomy places the organism in Eukaryota, Fungi, Ascomycota, Sordariomycetes, Hypocreales, Nectriaceae.
AUGCAUUUCCUCAGGAAGACUAUCUUGGCCCUUGGCCUUCUUGGCUCUCUUACUUCCGCCUCCCCUACUCCGUCUCUCACCACCUCUGUCAUCUCCCGCACAUCUAUUGCCCCUCUUGCCACUAGCCAAGCUGCCCUCAACGCAACAAAGAUCGUCCGCCGUCUUGAAUACAAGAAUGCAAUUCCCGUCCCUGAACGUGAUGAAGAUGAUCACUGCGUUGGUCACACUAAGAACAUCUCCGCGCUCUCCAGACAAGAAUACCUGGCCUUUGAACUCGUCCCCACCAGCUGGAAGUGCCCCGAUCCCAGCAUCUGCCGUGAAGACAUGAGGUACCUCACCCCCAGAGUCCACGAGGCCGUGCAGAACGUCCUCGUGUCCAUGAAGCAAAUCAAUACUCAACCCAUCACCAUCCAAGUCACCAUCACCAACAACGGCACCGGCCCCAUCACCUUCUGGAAGGACUUGUCUCCCAUCGGCAAGCAUGCCUUUGGUCUCGGCUACUUCCACUUCCAUACCGAAACCGAAGGUGUUGUGUUUGGCGAGCGUUUUCUCGCGGAUGCUCACGGCUACCGACCGGGGUGUUAUAGUGACCUCUUCGAGCUUAAGCCUGGUCAACGUGUGAGCAGAGUGAUAAAGAUGCCUAAUAGGCCGCACUCUAACGAGGGUAAGGCGUGGAACGACAUGCUCGACUUGGCCAGCAAUGUCACGGUGUCGAUGUCGGGAAACCGGUAUGGUAUCUGGGCGGGUACUAAGGAUGAGGUCAUGGCAACCGAUAUGGACUGUGACUCAUUCGGUUUUAACUUCUGGAAUGAUCUUAUUAUUCCGUGGGUGGCGACAUUCCCCAAGGAGUUUCAGACGUUCAGCGAAAAGACAGGCCUUGCCAUGAAGCUUUAUGUGUAA